CUCAAGUUUAUUUUUCAAGUUUAUUCAAGUUUAUUUUUUUAAGUUUCCGUUUUAAUCCCAAAUUAAUUUUUCCUACAGUUGCAACUUUAAGAUUACAAAAAUUAUACUUCAAUUUACAUUAUAUUUCCCAAAUUAAUUUACAUUUUUAAAUUUUUACAGAUCAGCAGAAUGGGAUUUAAUGAAUUUAACGUCUGCAAGACAUGCAGUGCUUUACACAAGUUGUUGUGGUCCAGAGACUCUUUUCUUCACUUGUAAUUUAAUUGUUCCUUGUUUUUUAAUUUCUUUUUUGACAACAUUUGUAUUUUACCUUCCGGAUCAUAAAAUAACAUUUUCAAUUUCUAUACUUGUUACACUUACAGUUUUCUUUUUGGUUUUGAUUGAUUUGAUGCCUCCAACAAGUUUGGAAGUACCCAUGUUUGGACAAUAUUUAAUUACAACUAUGAUUUUGGUUGCCCUCUCAACACUUUUUUCUGUGGCUUCAGUAAAUAUUCGUUUCCGGAAUGGUUCUACUCAUCAAAUGUCCCCGUGGAUUCGAAUUGUAUUUUUGGGUGUUUUACCAAAAAUUUUGUUAAUGAAACGCCCCGAUCGCCAACAACUCGAAACAAAUACAAAUUCAUUAAACAAUUUUAUGGGGGAGACAAGGCAUCGACUUGAACCUUCAUCGUCUUCCUCUUCCUUUAAUUUUGAAUAUUCUAAUAAAAAGGCAACCAUUUCCUCCCCUUCAAAUUUAUUUAAUAAUCGCUCAAAACUCCCACAAACUUCAAUUUUUAACAAAAAUAAAAAAGAAAAAUAUGAAAAACCGCCUCCAUAUUCUUCUAUUACAACAAAUACUCUCAAAAAUUCUGAUAAAAAUAAUAAUUCAAAAGAAAAAAAUUUUUUGGAAGAAAAUAUUUAUGCAGAACCAUCUACUAGUAGAGAAAUACAGCAACCAUUUUGUAGCAAUAAAAAUCAAAAAUUGAGAAAGAUUGAAUAUACAUGGAAUGAACAGCGAGUUUUGUAUAAUCUGGCUAGACAAGUAGGGAAUUUUUGUGUUUCUUUUUCCAGUUGCAUGUAUUUAAGUAUUUUCCGGAAAAUAAAAGAAUAA
Meloidogyne enterolobii is the source of this 1084-nucleotide messenger RNA. NCBI's taxonomy places the organism in Eukaryota, Metazoa, Nematoda, Chromadorea, Rhabditida, Meloidogynidae. The record is from the annotation of a GenBank genome assembly.